Molecule: messenger RNA, 1722 nt
Organism: Apis florea (little honeybee)
Lineage: Eukaryota; Metazoa; Arthropoda; Insecta; Hymenoptera; Apidae
Gene: CaMKI
Product: Calcium/calmodulin-dependent protein kinase I
Biological process (GO): protein phosphorylation
Molecular function (GO): ATP binding; protein kinase activity
Source: RefSeq, a predicted model, not a curated record
ACGGAUAAGCGUAGAGUGGAACAUCGUAGUGUAGGGCUAUCUGCUAUCGUUUCGUACAAAAAGGUCGAGAGUUCAUGAUCAUACACUGCUUUAAAACGAUGAUUUUACGAAGUGUUUGACGACGAUUUCUUUUUCUUUAUUAUCACUGCCGACUGAUCAGAAACUAUAGACGUUGAAGUUUUUCUUUAUAUCUUUUUGUGUGAAUAUUUGAUUAACAAGCGCAUAACCUGUUAAAAUUAUUAUAGAAGAUUUAGGAAUUUGAAAUUAAGUGUGUGGAAAUUAUUAUAAUAAUAUAAUCCGAAGAUGCCACUCUUCGGUAAAAAAGAUUCAAACAAGAAGAUUAAAAAAGAUGGAAAAGAUGAUAAAUCGCCGUCUGUUGAGGACAAAUACAUCCUAAAGGAAUUACUUGGAACAGGUGCUUUUUCUGAAGUACGUUUGGCAGAAAGUAAAGAAAAACCUGGACAAAUGUUUGCUGUGAAAAUUAUUGAUAAAAAAGCAUUAAAAGGAAAAGAAGAUUCUUUAGAAAAUGAAAUUAGAGUUUUACGAAGGUUAACACAUCCUAAUAUUGUUCAGUUAUUGGAAACAUUUGAAGAUAAACAUAAAGUUUAUUUAGUUAUGGAAUUAGUGACCGGUGGAGAAUUGUUUGAUAGAAUUGUUGAAAAAGGUUCCUAUACAGAGAAAGAUGCCUCAGGUUUAAUAAGACAAGUUUUAGAAGCUGUGGAUUAUAUGCAUGACCAAGGUGUAGUACAUAGGGAUCUUAAACCCGAAAAUCUUUUAUAUUAUAAUCCAGAUGAAGAUAGUAAGAUCAUGAUUAGUGAUUUUGGCCUAUCAAAAAUGGAAGAUUCUGGUAUUAUGGCAACUGCUUGUGGUACACCAGGAUAUGUUGCUCCAGAAGUCUUAGCACAAAAACCCUAUGGAAAAGCUGUGGAUGUAUGGAGUAUAGGAGUCAUUUCUUAUAUUUUAUUAUGUGGCUAUCCCCCAUUUUAUGAUGAAAACGAUGCGAAUCUGUUUGCACAAAUUUUAAAAGGUGAAUUUGAAUUUGAUUCACCGUACUGGGACGAUAUCAGUGACUCUGCAAAGGAUUUUAUUCACAAAUUGAUGUGCGUCAAUGUCGAAGAGCGUUAUACUUGCAAACAAGCCCUUGCACAUCCUUGGAUAUCCGGCAAUGCAGCUAGCAAUAAAAAUAUCCAUGGUACUGUAUCGGAACAACUUAAAAAAAAUUUCGCCAAAUCAAGGUGGAAGCAAGCCUAUCACGCAGCCACGGUUAUACGUCAAAUGCAACGGUUGGCGCUCAACAGCGGCCAACAGCAACAGGGCCCAGGAUCAACAGGCCCCUCCAGCGGCAAUCUCAUGCCAUACCCCGAUCAAUCGCAAUCCAACCCCAGUCAUCAAUCCAGAUCAAUGGACUCUCCAACCAAUCACAAUUGAAGGAAAUACGCGAGUCACCAUUGUCAAUGUCAAGCUUGGUGGCCUCGAAUCCUAUUCCCAUUCCAAUCACUCCAAGUUCACCAUUAUACUUACGCAACAAACGCUUCAAGCUGUGGGGUAGCACACGCACUGCUCUGUCUACUCUAUUUCAAACGAAUAUAUCGUAUCUUAGAAAGCAAAGAAAGUAUAAGAAAAGUUGAGUCAUACUAAGUUUCUUCUAAUGAGAAACUGUCGGAUUGGUUAUUUUCUUGCCGAAUAUUAUUCUAAUUCUGGUAAGAACUUGUAUAGAUUCCA